This is a messenger RNA of Morus notabilis, 1533 nucleotides long. Its product is annotated as putative disease resistance protein RGA3. Gene Ontology annotation, molecular function: protein binding. The transcript has a single exon. The record is from RefSeq and is a predicted model, not a curated record. The coding region runs from base 1 to 1533 and encodes 510 amino acids. Lineage: Eukaryota; Viridiplantae; Streptophyta; Magnoliopsida; Rosales; Moraceae.
AUGCGGUCAUUUUUUCAAGAUUUCGAAGAGGAUGAAUACUAUGGAGCCAUUACUUGCAAAAUGCAUGACAUAGUUCAUGAAUUUGCUCAAUUUUUGAUGGGUAGUGAAUAUGUUCUGAUGGAAGUUGAUGGAAUUGAAGAGAAUAAAAAGGGAGUAGAUGAAAGCACUCGUCACUUGACCUUAGUGGUUGGAUCUGAAGACCAUUUUCCUACCUUAAGGCACAAUGCAAAGAAUUUGCAUACAGUUUACAUUUACUCAAACACCAACAAACUACAUGUUGAUAGAAUAUUGUUGUUUUAUCAUCUGACACGGCUUCAGACGUUAAAUUUGUAUAGCUGCAACAUUGAAAGUUUACCAGAGGAUAUUGGUUUAUUGAAACAUCUCAGAUAUCUGGACUUGUCUUUUAACUCUAAUUUGAAGGAAUUACCUGACACAUUAUUUAAUCUGUGUAAUCUUCAGACUUUGAGAUUGUGUAAUUGCACUUCACUUCCAAGACUACCAGAGAAGAUUGCGAAACUGGUUAACUUAAAAAAUCUAUAUAUCUAUGGUUGUUGCUUCGAGGGCCUGCCAAAAGGGAUAGCAAAAUUGACUGGUCUCCUAACUCUAGAUAUGUUGGUGGUGCCUAAGGAGAGAACGACAUAUCUUGAUCUUGGAGAUCUGAAAAUGAUGAAAUACCUUCAGUUUCAAAGCUUUCUCAGCAUUCAAAGGUGCGCAAACACGGGGAAUCUUGAUGAGUUUGAGAAGAUAAAUCUCAGGAGUUGGCAAAAUAUUCUAGAUUUGACACUGGGUUUUAGAGAAUCUGAUGAGCUGUAUGAAAUUGGAGAAAUUCUUGAUGAUGACACUGAAAUUCUGGAAUCCUUGCAACCACAUCCUAACUUAAAAGCAUUAGAAAUCUCGGACUACCUUGGUGCAACUGUGUCCCCCACUUGGAUGAUGUCGCUAACUAAUUUGACGAGUCUGGAACUAAUCUUCUGUACAAAAUGUGAGAUUUUACCCCCACUAGGAAAAAUGCCUUCUCUUGUUUCGCUUGUUAUUUGUUGCUUGGAUAGCUUGAAGAAGGUGGGUCCGGAAUUCCUUGGAAUUACAGAAAGAGAAGAAGAAGAUCACGGUGCAGCUAGAGGGGAUCAAGAUACUCCAUCCGAACCAUCCAUUAUUUCAUUUCCGAGAUUGAAAAAGCUUAAAUUUGAUUGGAAUGAGGAGUGGAAAGAGCGGGAAGGAUACAACACGACAACAACGACACCGACAAAAAUAAUGCCAUGUCUUCACUCCUUGAAGAUUACCAAGUGUCACAACCUAGAAAAGCUCCCAGAGUUCCUGCAAAUGACUCCAUUGCAAAAUUUAUCCAUCAAAAAAUCUAAAAUUUUGCAACGAAAUAUCCAAAAAGGGACUGGAAAGGAAUGGUACAAGAUUUCUCAUGUCCCAAACAUCCAAAUCAAUAAAAAGUACGUGCAGAAAAAUGGUGUUUGGAUUCAGAAAGACGAAAGUGACGAUGAAGAAACAUCAUCUAGCGAAUCAAGCUCGUCAGAAGCAUAA